Naegleria fowleri is the source of this 1035-nucleotide messenger RNA. RefSeq lists its product as uncharacterized. Gene Ontology annotation, molecular function: protein binding. Gene Ontology annotation, cellular component: U5 snRNP. The record is from RefSeq and is a predicted model, not a curated record. The transcript has a single exon. The coding region runs from base 1 to 1035 and encodes 344 amino acids. NCBI's taxonomy places the organism in Eukaryota, Heterolobosea, Eutetramitea, Acrasida, Naegleriidae.
AUGAAACGAAAAUUUGAAGAUCAGCUUCAACAACCGAGUAGUAGUAGCAACGGAGGUUGUUGUGAUGAAUCCUCCUCCUCCUCCUCCUCCACCUUUCCACCAAGGAACAAACAUGUAAAAUUCUCCUCCUCCUCCUCUUCAACAAAUCAUCACGAUAACAUACAAACUCAUGAGGAAUCCAAACACACUCUUCAAUCCAUUCGCGAGGCUAAAUCUCUCCGAAUGAUCAAACAAUUAAAAGGCUUUGAACAAACAACAUCCAUUCUCGGACAAGUCAAUGAAACAGGAAGUGGAUUAGAAGGUGAAGAAGGAAAUUUAAAUGAAGAACGUUUUAUUGAUGAAGAAAAUAAUAACACAGUGAUGGAACCCUUUCACUUGGAAGCAGAACGAACAGAAGGAAUAUUUAAAGAUAAACAAACCAAAGAGGAAGAACAACGAAAAAAAAAGAAAAAAUUACAACAACGAGUAUUGGAUAAAGUAAUUAGAAAUAAUGAAAGUGAUGAAGAGGAUAGUGAUGAUGGUGAAAAAGAUAUUUGGGCAGAUGAUUUGGAAGAAGUGAAUCCUUCCUUGUCUUUGAAAAAUCGGAAUGAUGAAAAAGAAGAGACAACGAGUCCUCCUCCAUUAUCACUCUCUGAAUGCCAUCAAUAUAUUGUUGAUCAUCUCAUGGAUCGAAAAGAAACAAUUUCUAAGGCAUUACAACGAUUGAAAAAAUCAAUGACUUGUCACUCGAGUGGUACUGAUCAAGAUCCUUCAAAAGUAUACAAUGAAUUAAUCAAAAUAGCAAAUAUUUUAAUUACUCAUUACAACGUUUAUGAUAUUUAUGAUAAAAAAAGAGAAUCGUUCCAAAAAAGAGUGAAAUGGGAAUAUCGAGUCAAAGAUACCAACGAAAUUCAUGGACCAUUCUCAACCAAUGACAUGAUCACAUGGAUGGAUCAUGGAUUGUUAACAAACGAUAAUGUACAAGUAAGAAUAUUCUGUGGUGAAAGUGAUGAUUUUUUAGAAUUAAAUUCAGUGGAUUUUACAAAAUAUGAAUAA